Molecule: messenger RNA, 240 nt
Organism: Oikopleura dioica
Lineage: Eukaryota; Metazoa; Chordata; Appendicularia; Copelata; Oikopleuridae
Source: the annotation of a GenBank genome assembly
AUGAACGUCAGUUUUGAAACAACAAACAGAAUCGUUACAAGGCGUCAUAUUGCGAUGAUAGAAUCAAACAAUUUUCACAACUACCCAAGGAACGACCGAUUGAGCACCGUCGAAAUCCACGACCGACCAAAUGCGCUCACUAAGGAUGAAAUGUCUUGGCUUGAAGACAGUGCAAUUUUGGAUGAUUUUCGACCCCGAGAGAAUCUCACAAUCAACCUCCACUCAGGUUGUAACACAUGA